AUGGCUGCUGCUGACAACAAACGACAAUUGAAGAUCAGAACUGGGGUGGUUAAAAGGUUAAGUAAAGAGUUGGUAAUGUACGAACAGGAAGUGACUGAUGGGGAGGCGAAGCUGGUAGAAAUGAAGGAGGCUAACAAGGAUGAAUACGACAUCAGGAAAUAUACUGAGGUAGUAGCAGAGAGCAAAGCUAUGGUCCCAGAUUGCAGAAACAGACUAAGAAAGGCAGUGCAAGAUCUUGAUAUUCUUUUGGAAGAUAAUACCAGUAUGAGUGGGGAGGCUGAGUACAAAGCAGCUCAGGAGAUGCGAGACACUGUUUCAAUUUAA
Messenger RNA from Bolinopsis microptera, 324 nucleotides. RefSeq names its product tubulin-specific chaperone A-like. Gene Ontology annotation, molecular function: beta-tubulin binding. Bases 1 to 324 code for a protein of 107 amino acids. NCBI's taxonomy places the organism in Eukaryota, Metazoa, Ctenophora, Tentaculata, Lobata, Bolinopsidae. The record is from RefSeq and is a predicted model, not a curated record. The transcript has 4 exons. Gene Ontology annotation, cellular component: microtubule cytoskeleton; cytosol. Gene Ontology annotation, biological process: tubulin complex assembly; post-chaperonin tubulin folding pathway.